AGCAGAAACUACUGAACCACAGUUCUGUCUUUCUCUCUCCUUUGAAAACAGAAGACACAAUAAAUCGUCAAACGCGUCCUUUGCUUAAGAAGGAGAGUUUGUCGGUUCCUUCCCACGGUAUUAAAUUAUAGGGAACUGCCCAAAAAAAUAAAAAUUCUUAAUCAAACAAAAAACGCAACCUUACCUCUCCUCUGCAUGCUUUCCUUGAACCAGUCUUAGUCCACGCCCGCCACCCACCUCAUUAUUUCACUCAUUCUUCUCUCCCCAAAAAAAAAAAAACAACAUCUUUUCUCUCAUCUAUGCAUACAAACCCGCAAGGCAAAGAAGGAACAUUCAGAAAGCGAUGAGCCGGUGGAUACGCGUGGCGGUGGCGGCCUCCGCCGUGGGAUGCGUGGCAACCCUUCUCUUGGUCUUCCUCUGGCGUUGGUGUCACAGAAGAAGGCACAGGAAUUUCGUGGAACCGACCAGAGUGGAGAACGUUCAGGGAGGGAUUGAAGAGGGUUUUGAGUUGGAUCAGGGAAACAAGAACAGCAAGGGAAGCUACAACAAUUAUUAUGUUUUUCGUGGCAGCGUGUCUGGGAAAAGAGGCUUGUUCAACUGGGGUGAUCAUCCAUCUAUGGCCGCUGAUGCCGUUGAAAACGGGUGGUCACGAUUUGCUUUCACGGGCUACAAGAGUUACACGCCGUCUCCUUCGAAAAGAUCAACGCUUUUAGGAGUUUGCGCUGCGCCGGGAAACGAUUCGGGGAGAGAGAGAGAGAGGGAAUCGGGGGCUGAGAUAAGCUGGGAAGUGUCACGUGGAUCUGCUGAGUUUAUGCAGAAGGUCAGGUUGAACCCUGGGAUCAAAAACUCUCAACAAAACCACAACUUAUCUAUGAAUGUUGCUUCUAUUAUCAGAGGGGCUUUGCCUCUGCCUGGGCCUCCUUUGGGGCACUGUGCUUUUCCGCAAGAGGCGUAUUUUGAGAUUACUAUUUUGUAUUCUCGUGGGGAUGAGGGUGAAUCGGUUUCUGGGAAGAGUAAGGAGGGUGAAAAGACCAAGCUUUUGGUUCAGGGUAAGUCUAAUGGUAAAGGGAAUUCGGAGGCUUUGGUUCAUGUUACUAGUGGGAAUGGUAAUAAAGUCAACAAUGUUGAAGGAGAGGGUGGGAAUGGGAAUGGGAAAGGUCAAUCUGUGAUGUUCUCGUUGGGGUUAACAGCAUUGGGUUCUGUUCCUUUGAGAUUUCCUGGUAGCUACCCUGGCAGCAUCGGCUUCAACUCCAACGGUUCUCUCUAUCUUGAUGGAAUGAAACUUGUACGUGAAUCGGAGAAGGCUGAAUGGGUAGGAACCGAUAGAGUGAUUGGUUGUGGGUUUGAUCCUAGACAGAAGAAGGUUUUCUUCACAUUAGACUCAGAGCUAAUGCAUGUAAUUCACUGCCAGACAGAGGAAUUUGGCACACCACUGUUUCCAAUCUUGGCUGCAAACAUAGACAUUAUGGUGUUAGUUAAUUUUGGACAAAGUGCAUUUAAAUAUGCACCUGCAAAUGCCCAGAGAACACCAAAUCCAUGCUUCAUAGCCCCACUUGUAAAUUCACCUGCUACAUUGGGCUAUGAUGACAGCAGGGAACUAUUCUCAAUGGGAAGGAUCGACUCUCAGUGGCUCAACCGGUCCACAACCAAAGGAAGCCACAACAAUGGAAAUAAUAAUAAUAAUAAUAAUAAUAAUAAUAUCAAUAAUAAUCGAACAUUGGAUUUUGAUGAGGAGUCUGAGGCUGAUCUAUUUGAAAUCGUCUUGGAUGGUUCUGGAAAAUCCCCACACACAGCAUCAUAGAUGACAACAAAGAGUGAACAUCGGUACAUUGUCUUGGCUCUGGCAUUCAACAUCAUGGUUGGUUGAUUGUCCCUAUGGUCUAUGGGACAUGGUUUUCUUUGCACAUACAAGAGUUUCGUGGGGAAGAGUGUUUGAUGUGUCUCACCAUCUGAGUGGGAUCUUCAGCAUCGAUUAGUCAUACACGAACAUAUACAGAACACACAGAGAAAGAGAUUCAUAUACGUGACACACUACUUUAUCUAUCAUCACCCAUUGUGGAGGCUUAACAUUGACUAACUAGUCAAAUACAGUUUGUCUCUCGUUUUCUACUUUUUUUUUUUUUUUCAAGUGGCCAGGCAUUUCAUUUUUUCUUUUUGAAGAGAACAUAACCACCCCCUCUGUAAAUAUUGUAUCCUCAUAUAAUUAAAAAUUUACUUUCAGGCUUCAACUGACUGAAAAUAAAGAAUACAAGUGUAGAACUGUUUGUACCAACAGUUUUUAAUGUAACAUUUUAUUUGCUUCUUCA
Molecule: messenger RNA, 2306 nt
Organism: Cajanus cajan (pigeon pea)
Lineage: Eukaryota; Viridiplantae; Streptophyta; Magnoliopsida; Fabales; Fabaceae
Molecular function (GO): protein binding
Source: RefSeq, a predicted model, not a curated record